This is a messenger RNA of Felis catus (domestic cat), 1447 nucleotides long. It is a transcript of the gene DEFB121, whose product is annotated as defensin beta 121. The record is from RefSeq and is a predicted model, not a curated record. The transcript is spliced from 3 exons. Lineage: Eukaryota; Metazoa; Chordata; Mammalia; Carnivora; Felidae. Bases 1226 to 1447 code for a protein of 73 amino acids. Gene Ontology annotation, cellular component: extracellular region. Gene Ontology annotation, biological process: innate immune response.
UUUGUAUUGUUUUUAUUCGUGUGGCUGUCCUGCCUGGCCACGGUGAUGAUACGUGUGGCUGUUGACGCUAUUCACAUACUUCCGGCUCUCGGCAUUCUAGGCGUGCGGUAGGAGUGCAUUUCUUGGCCCUCUUGUGGUUGGCCGGGGCCGUGUCGCUGUUGUAGCCAGUGAGUUAGGUCAUACACAUUAUUUCCAAGGUCAGGGCAUGUAAAAGGCAGUUCUAAGACCCACCAGGGCUCUCUUUUUCCUCUGCCAUGGUGAUCAGCAGCGGUUGAGUGGCUACCAAUCGGUUUGGGUUCCCAAGUGAGAAGACAGAGCAGUGUCUCUGGCCAACCCGCAAAGAACGUGCAGCGUGAGCGAAAAGUAAACCUUUGUUCUCACAAGCCACCAAGAGUCUUUUGAUGUUGUUGUUGUUGUUACUACAUCGUAAUCUAGUUUAUCCUAAUACAGUUGGUUAUUAGGGGCCACUAUCCUAUCCUGUUUGGUAUUUCUGGUGCCCAACAGAGUUGGGCUGUUCAUAGCAGCUGCCUCAUCAAGGUUUGAUUUACUUAGCAGACAUUUCUUAAGCGUCUUUGGAAGUUCGUUUAAAAAUGCUCGCUUUCCAUUUUCCUGAAGAAGCUGUAAGCAUUUUAGGGACCAGAACCCUCUUAGUUCCUCUGCCACUAUGUCCAGAGGACCUUAGACUUUGGUCCAUAGGAACCUUAAAAUGGCCUGCGUAGGGGGGCAGGGAGGGGGGCAGUUAGAGAAAGACAUUCUAGGAGGGAUGAACACACGACCUGACACGGAGACAGCAGUGGUUGGUGCCUGGGAAAGAAGACAAAAUGAUACGACGCCCUGAGAGAAAGAGCAACUUCUGGAAAGGUUUGGGCAACACUAAGAAGUCAUGCCGAGGGGCCCAAGAGAGCUAGAAACAGGGAUAAACUUGGCAACGUGCUCUGAUACGUCUUUCAUCAGAGCUCGAACAGAGAUACAUUGUAGCACUCCAGACACAGAAGCCAGAUCUGGCCUUGAGCCUGGAUUCUGGGUAAACACUUUGGAUCUCAGACUGAGACCCAAAGUUUUGAAACUUACGACCUUGAUUUGAAAAACCACGGUGGGCAGAGAGGUCUCUGAAUCACUGACAAUCCUUGCUGAAUACUGACUAGGUUAAUGACGGAGGGGAGCCAGGAGAGCUUCAGGGAGGGAAGAGGUCAUGAGUCAAAUGCUCCAAGAAGUCAAGAACUGAAUGACUAGCAAAAGCAUUUUUUCCCCUUCUUGGCUCCCCAGUUACAUUGCAAACCUCCUCAAAGCCAGGCACUGCUGGAAAAAGUUGGGAAGGUGCAGAACAACGUGUAAAGACAGUGAAGUAUUCUACCUGUUAUGCAGUGAUGAGACUAAGUGUUGUGUCAACCCCAAGCACGUACCUGUCAAAACUAGAUCCUUGCCGCCAACCGGAAGCCUGGAGUAA